This is a messenger RNA of Phymastichus coffea, 1982 nucleotides long. Its product is annotated as synaptotagmin-5-like. Lineage: Eukaryota; Metazoa; Arthropoda; Insecta; Hymenoptera; Eulophidae. The coding region runs from base 260 to 1687 and encodes 475 amino acids. The transcript has 7 exons. Gene Ontology annotation, molecular function: calcium ion binding; phosphatidylserine binding; syntaxin binding. The record is from RefSeq and is a predicted model, not a curated record. Gene Ontology annotation, cellular component: membrane. Gene Ontology annotation, biological process: cellular response to calcium ion; regulation of calcium ion-dependent exocytosis; regulation of dopamine secretion.
UGCCCUCAGUAAGUCCUGAGAGACCGAGCGACCGAGUGACGUCUCGCUCUCCUCGCCGCCGCCGCUGCCACCGCCGCCGUCGUCGUCGUCGUCAACAUGACAGUUGCCUCGACCAAGUGACCGUCAGUGCACUCGUACCGCUCGCUCGGACGAGAAGCUGUAGGUGAGCACAGCAGCCGGCGCCGCCGCCGCCGCGGAGGAUGGGGAAACGCAACGGCCGCUGACUGGAGAAGGCAGUGCGCAAGGACCGAAGGACAGCAUGGGAGGCACGGCGAACGGGCCCUACGGCGACCUGGACCCCUCGAGCCCGGAGAUGUUCGCGAUCCUGGGCGCCAUCGGGGCCACAGCUGGCGCCGUCUCGGCCGUGAUCGUCUACGCGCUCUGCGCCAGGCGGCGACGCGCUCCCCUUAAUUGGUUCGAGAAAGAUCUGUUGAAUCGUGCGGAGGAGGCGAAGAACUCGUGCAAAGAGGAGUACGCGCUGGCCAAUCUGCAUCCCGGCCUGGCGGCCAUAGGCAAGCAACAGGGCAGUGCUACCGCGGCGGACGAGUGGCGGCAGCCGCGCGACCCCAUCCUGAACAAUCGGGUCAUGGAGGCGCGCGAGAUGGGUCGCCACUUGUCGGAGUGCAGCUGCGACGAGGCGACGGGCUCGUCACCGCUGGCGCCGCCGCUGCCCGGCGGAGCAUUGGUGGCGAGCGACGAGCGCAUGGUGAUCCUGCGCAGCCUGCCGCUGUCCAGCUGCGGCAGCGCCAACGGCUCCGACGCCGGCUCCUUACACGCCCGCCUCUCCAGCACCGACAGCGACGACAUAUCUUGCCCGCGCUCCGCCAGCGAGACCCGCGGCGAGCUCCAGAUUCAGCUCACCUACGACGCGCCCAACGGACUGCUCAGCGUCAAGCUCGUCGAGGCUCGCGGCCUUCGCGCACGCGACUUGAGCGAGACCGCCGAUCCGUACGCCAAGGUACGCCUGCUGCCGGACCGCAGCACAGUCAAGCAGACACGCACGUACAAGCAAACGUUAAAUCCAGAAUUCAACGAAGAUUUCGCAUUCCAAGUUGCUCCGAAUUGUCAGCUCGCCGAACGAACGCUCGAGGUGCUGCUAUACGACUUUGACACGUCGGCGAAGCAUCGCAACCUUGGUUACGUGCAAAUCCCAAUGUCGACACUGGGAGAAUUGGGACCAGAACCCAGAACGGUUACCAAGUCGGUGAUGCGCUACGGCACUGACGGCAGAUUCAAGGCGCCGUCGCUCGGUGAACUGAUGGUUUCACUGUCUUAUCAGCCGUCCGCCGAGAAGCUCACCGUCAUUGUCAUCAGGGCCAGGAAUUUGCCGAUCAACGAUGAGACUGGCGCCGUCACUUUUGAGCCAUACGUUCAGGUAAACAUCAUGCGCGAGGGCAAGAGUUUGAAGAAGAAAAAGACCAACAUCCGGCGCGAAGGCACCAGUCCGGUGUGGAGCGAGAGUCUGAGCUUUGACCUGGCGCCGGACGUGAUAGCCGUCUGUAGCCUGAACUUCACGAUCUACCGAGCAAACGGCGAGCUGCUCGCUCGCUGCGAGGUCUCGCAGCUCAGGCACCACGAGCUCUUCCAUCGCGUGCUCGCUGGCGCCGGUGCCUCGGCCCAAUGGUUACCCUUGUCCGAGCCCGAACGACCCAGCACCAGCGAAACUCCGGAGCCUAAGUCGGCUUAGGGUCUCUCGUCCUCUUGAGCUUUCAUUGGCUUAUCGGUCGUUGCUCCGUGUACUUUCUUUUCCGAAUAAAACUGGCGUCCUUCUAUCCGCAGCAAAUUGAUAAGCACGCACUUUUCAUCGAGUGGGAUUCCUUUUCGUUUUGCAAUUUUUGAAACACAAAGGCUGGAUAAUACAAAGCAACAAGUGUCGAUAUAGAUGAUAACAAAAACAGGUUAACAAGUAUCCAAAUAGACGUAGCAACUUUCAGAUAUACAAUGCAACUAUUAUUUUUAAAUGAAAGAUUUUAUGAUUGUAU